AUGAUAUCUCAAGGUAGCAAUUAUGUCAUAUGGCGUUUUGUUUUGACCAUUGCGGUUGUUAUAUUUUUCAUUCCAAAACUUAGUUCUGCCAAAAAAUCCAAAUUAAUUGGUUUGAAUAUGAACAUGAUUGAUCGUUGUUGGAGGCUAAAUCCUGAAUGGAGGAGACAAAGACAACAAAUAGCGACUUGUUCUAUAGGUUAUGUUGGAAAGAUGACAAACAACAUUGGUAAAGACCUCAUACAAUAUGAAGUUACUGACCCAAAUGAUGAUCCUAUAAACCCUAAAAUAGGUACAUUGAGAUACGGAGCCUCUGUAAUUCAAGGUAAAGUAUGGAUCACAUUUCAAAAAGACAUGAACAUUAAACUUAUCAAACCACUUCUCGUUAGUAGUUUCACUACCAUUGAUGGUCGCGGUGUCAAUGUCCACGUUGCUAAUAAUGCAUGUUUGAUGAUAUUCAAGACCACCAACAUAAUCAUACAUAGCAUUCGAAUUCAUCACUGUAAAGCUCAAACUUCGGGGAUGGUGAUGGGGCCUAAUGGAAAGGUAAUUCAUUUAGGUCCAGUAGAUGGAGAUGCAAUAAGAUUGGUCACUGCUUCAAAAAUUUGGAUUGAUCAUAAUACACUUAAUGAUUGUGAAGAUGGUCUUCUUGAUGUAACUCGGGGUUCUAGUAAUGUGACUAUAUCCAACAAUUGGUUUAGAGAACAAGAUAAGGUUAUGCUUCUUGGUCAUGAUGAUGGAUAUGUGAGAGACAAAAACAUGAAAGUUACUGUUGUGUACAAUCAUUUUGGACCUAAUUGCAACCAAAGAAUGCCUAGGAUUCGCCAUGGAUAUGCACAUGUAGCCAACAAUCUUUACUUAGGAUGGAUGCAAUAUGCCAUUGGGGGAAGUAUGGGGCCUAGUCUAAAAAGUGAGUCUAACCUCUUCAUAGCACCAAAAGUUGGAAGUAAGGAGGUAACAUGGAGACAAAAUGGUCAAACAAAUGGGGACAAAUGGGAAUUUCAUUCCGUAAGAGAUUCAUUUGAAAAUGGAGCCUCUUUUGAGGUAACAAAUGGUGGACAUGUGCAAAGGCCAAAGUAUAGCAAAGAAGAAAAUUUUAAAGUUGUUGAUGUUAAAUUUGUAAGAUCAUUGACACGAUCAUCGGGCGCACUUUAA
Messenger RNA from Lathyrus sativus (Indian pea), 1152 nucleotides. The record is from the annotation of a GenBank genome assembly. Lineage: Eukaryota; Viridiplantae; Streptophyta; Magnoliopsida; Fabales; Fabaceae.